AUGACUAUGACUGGCCUGCAGAAGCAAAUUGGUCAGCUCUUUGCGGUCGGUUUCCACGGCCUUACUCCGAGCCCAGAAAUAAAGACUCUAAUCCACGAUUAUGGUAUUGGAGCGAUCGUACUCUUCAAACGAAAUGUUAGCGAUGCAGCUCAAGUCCAGGCUUUGACGCAUGCUCUCCAAGAAGAAGCACGGUCAGCAGGACACGAGCACCCCCUGCUUAUAGGAAUUGAUCAGGAAAAUGGCCUUGUCACCAGGGUAUCACCUCCAGUUGCUCCACAACUGCCGGGCCCUAUGGCUCUAGGCGCCACCAAUUCCCCCGAGCUCGCAUAUCAGGUCGGAGCUGCAACUGGUGAGAUAUUGAGCGCCGCGGGGAUUAACAUGAACUAUGCGCCCGUCUGUGACAUCAAUUCCGAGCCGCUCAACCCUGUAAUCGGGGUUCGUAGCUUUGGAGAUAAGCCCGAGUUUGUGGCCCGAUUCGCCAGCGCCAGCGCCCAAGGUCUUCGGGAGCACAAGGUCGUACCUACUGUAAAGCACUUCCCGGGACACGGUGAUACCGCAGUCGAUUCACACUAUGGACUACCUGUCAUUCCAAAGACACGAGAGCAACUGGAAAGUUGCGAGUUAGUUCCUUUCCGUCAAGCAGCUAAUGAAGGUAUCGAGGCAAUCAUGACAGCCCAUAUCUCUCUACCUGGCAUAGGUGAUGGCAAAUUGCCUGCCACCUUGUCGCCAGAUGUGAUGAAAAUUCUUCGCGAAGAUAUGGGGUACGGCGGUAUGGUUAUUACGGACUGUCUCGAGAUGGAUGGAAUUCGUGCUACGUACGGAACAGAACAAGGCGCUGUCCUUGCCCUGGCUGCUGGAUGCGACAGCAUCAUGAUAUGCCAUACGUAUUCUGUCCAAGUUGCUUCGAUUCUUCAGGUCUGCCAGGCUGCUGAGUCCGGAAAGAUUUCUUCCGCGCGUUUGAAUGAGGCUAUCCGUCGUGUUAAGGAGCUGAAAAGCAGCUUCCUAAGUUGGGAGACGGCGCUGCGCCCUCUGGAAUCGAGAAAAAACUGGCCUGCUCUGGGAACAGACGCAGUGAAACAUUCCGCGCUGGCGAAGCAGGCCUAUGCUCAGUCUGUGACGCUUGUUCGAGAUACCUCACAGAUUCUCCCUGUGUCCAGGUCUGCUAAUGUCGUUUUCCUCUUUCCUGGGGACCAGACACCAGCUGGAGGUGCAGUGGACGGAGAAGGGCUGGGAAGGAAGGGCUCUUACAACGCCUCCGUUUAUCUCAAUAUACUGAAGCAAUACAACCCAACCGUGGUUGAGAUCCGAUAUGGGGCAGCGGGCUUAUCGACUGAGCUGAUGAGUGCCAUCGAAGCUGCCGAUGUCGUUAUCUUCACUUCUAUCAAUGCGCGGGAAUCACCGUUUCAGCGGACAUUAGGCUUGGAGCUGCCUAGCCGGGCCCGUAAAUUGAUCAGCAUCGCCGCCUGUAACCCCUACGACUUCCUGGAAGAUGCGUCCGUUGGAACAUACAUCGCCACCUAUGAGCCAACACUUGAAGCAUUUGCGGCAGCUGCUGAGGUGAUAUUCGGGAAAUCGGAACCCAAAGGCAUUUUGCCAGUUGAAAACCCUACCAGUCAACUGUCUAUUAAGGAAUCAGCAUUGGAUAACACAAAAGAUAUCCUGCAACUGACUGCUAUUUGGAAUGCUGCGUUGCCUACCUACCCACUUUCCGCUCAGAAGUUGCAACUACUUGUUAACCAGGAGCAUGGGCAUCAUUUCGUUGCUCGCAUUGGUGCUGAUAUUGUAGGAUUUGCCUUGACAUACACCAGCAAUACAUCUACAGGUGUUGCUGGCAACAUUGCUGUGCUCGCAGUUGAUCUCGCAAAACAAGGCCAGGGACUUGGAACAGCAUUGAUCUCAAAAAUCACUGCAUGGUAUAAAGCCAACUUGAAACUCCCACGCCUCGAACUGAGCAGCUCGUUCCCGAGGUUCUUUCCUGGAGUACCCGACGAUUUGCCGUCGUCAGUACAGGAGUUUUUCCAGAAGCGUGGCUUCUCACUAUGGGAUACAAACCCACGAAAUGUGGACCUGUACCGUGAUAUCCGUGACUUCAAGGCCCCUGACGCGUAUAUUGCUCGGGCGGCAGAUCAGGGAUAUACUUUUGGUCCUCUCCAGCCCGAGCAUUACGAAGAAUGCCUGGCUGGACAGAGGAAGAACUUCUCUGCAAAUGCGGCCUGGGUGCGUCAAUAUGAAGAGCUCCACCCUACCAAGUAUCCAUUCAGUGUAAUGGCAGCCUUCGACUCCCAGGGAAAACAGGCCGCCUGGACGCUGAUGCUUGGUCCUGACUCGCCGGCUCUACAGAGAAACUGGGCGCUUCCACCUGUGUGUGGGCCCAAAACCGGCCUCAUCGGAUGUGUAGGCGUUGAUGUGGAUCAUAGAAAGAAGGGACUUGGGCUGGCACUACUGAGUCACGCGAUGGAGGACAUGAAGCGGAGAGGCGUGGAGGGAGUAUUUGUGGAUUGGGUGGUUCUGGAAGGGUUCUACGAGCAGCUCGGCUUCACAGUCUGGCGCGAGUAUCGACGAGCAACUCUUCAUAUGUAG
This is a messenger RNA of Aspergillus tubingensis, 2580 nucleotides long. RefSeq names its product putative beta-N-acetylglucosaminidase. Gene Ontology annotation, molecular function: hydrolase activity, hydrolyzing O-glycosyl compounds; acyltransferase activity, transferring groups other than amino-acyl groups. The transcript has 4 exons. NCBI's taxonomy places the organism in Eukaryota, Fungi, Ascomycota, Eurotiomycetes, Eurotiales, Aspergillaceae. The record is from RefSeq and is a predicted model, not a curated record. Gene Ontology annotation, biological process: peptidoglycan turnover; carbohydrate metabolic process. The coding region runs from base 1 to 2580 and encodes 859 amino acids.